UGCUGCAAAUAUUCGAUGACGACGAGAAGAAAAAAAUUAACGACGAGAAAAAGGCAAAGAGCGAAGAAGGUGGAACAAAAAUAGCAAAAGUCCACAAUGGCGAGCACCGGUGUUGUGGUUCCGCGAAACUUUCGCUUGCUAGAAGAGUUGGAUCAAGGCCAAAAAGGUGUAGGCGAUGGUACAAUUUCCUGGGGUCUCGAAAACGACGAUGACAUGACACUAACACACUGGAUUGGCAUGAUAAUAGGCCCUCCCAGAACUCCUUAUGAAAAUAGAAUGUAUUCGCUGAAAAUUGAAUGCGGCGAUAGAUAUCCAGAUGAACCGCCUGCAAUACGGUUUUUAACAAGAAUUAAUAUAAACUGCAUUAAUCAGAGCAAUGGUGUGGUUGAUCAUAGAUUAGUGCCCAUGUUAUCCAGAUGGAAUCGGGAAUACACUAUAAAGUCAAUGCUCCAAGAAAUUCGAAGAAUCAUGACUUGCAAAGAAAAUCUUAAAUUGGCGCAACCACCAGAAGGCAGUGUUUUUUAGUUGAUCACCUCAAUUGUCUUUAAUGACAAUUCAGCAACAGUUGCCGCUACUGCCGUCGCCACUGCUGCUGCUAUUGCCCUGCAGUUGCUGUCAUCAAUGUUGCCGAAAAACGAAGUCAUAAAUCUUCAACGUAAACGUCGUCGCCGUUGUAUAAGUCGCCACCACUUGAACGUCUUCUCGUAUGAGAACGUGUUAUUAUUAUUAUCAUUCUCUUAAAUUUAAUUAAUCAAGUUGAACCGUAAAAAGGAAACAUCAAAGAAAUAAAGUAACGAAAAUAGUAAUAAUAAUAAUAAGUGGAUGAAGUUGAAACAAAUAAUAAGUAACAAGAAGAAGGGAAUCUAAGAUAAAAAUAACCACACAUAAGCAAGUGAAACUUCAGGUGUACUCUUGAAUAGCUUAGAAGGCUAAAGAAAGAACUACAGUAGUGACGGAACAGUAACUUACGAAUUCAUUAACACCAUUUACACUAGAAACAUACACACACGCCUAAAAUAAACACACGGCCGAAAGAAAACUUGCAUAACAUAAUUAAGAUUAUAAGCGCAUUAAAUAUUUAUUAAUUAAUGAAAUAUUAACUUGAACAAUAGAUGCAGAGGAAAAGCGUAAUAUAUUCUAUGUGCUGCUAAGUAAUUAUGCAAAGUUAAAGUAAAGAAAUAAAGUAGCAACAGAUGUUAACAUUCAGCCGCUUGUAAGCGUGCAUUUAUAUGAAGCUUCUAACAUUGAAAUCGAAAGAUUUAAGCACCAAACAGCGAAAACAAAAUACAUCUAUGGAGCGACACGAACAGCAGGCAAUUUCUCGAUGAGGCGGCUAAGCUGCUGCAUUUAAAAUUGUUUAUAUUUUUAGUUUUUUUUUUUCAAUUCAACUUGCGAGUUUUUUCUAUUAAAAAGACCAUUUUGUUGCUCAUUAGAAAUAUUGAUGUUCCAAAAUUUAUAAUUUUUCUCAAGUUGGAUCAAUUGUGUUUUUCGUUGUUGUUUUCUUUCAAAUCCUUUAACAUUUGGUUUGUGGCAACAAACAUAAA
Messenger RNA from Rhagoletis pomonella (apple maggot), 1544 nucleotides. It is a transcript of the gene Uev1A, whose product is annotated as ubiquitin-conjugating enzyme E2 variant 2. Gene Ontology annotation, biological process: protein K63-linked ubiquitination; DNA damage tolerance. Gene Ontology annotation, cellular component: nucleus. The record is from RefSeq and is a predicted model, not a curated record. NCBI's taxonomy places the organism in Eukaryota, Metazoa, Arthropoda, Insecta, Diptera, Tephritidae. The coding region runs from base 97 to 525 and encodes 142 amino acids. The transcript is spliced from 4 exons.